CCACCCACAAAAAAAAGAAGAAAAAAAUCGCCAAAACCCUAAACCCUAAAACAUGGAGAUCGACUCCUCAAAUUCUCAUCCUACGAGCUUACUCGAAAAAAUCGUCGUUCCUGGAGAUGUUGUUCUUGAUCUCUCCAAGUUAACGAAUCAGACAAUCAAAUUAGGUGCAGGAUUGCGUCAGGAAUGUGAUACGAUUUCGUCUAUGAAAGCAGGGAAAUUGAGGCACUUGAAGCCAAAUAAAUACUGGAUUGAGAGCUCCGAAAAGAGAUAUGCUCCCUGUGUGGAAGAUGCAAUUCUUGGUAUUGUAGUUGACAGCAAACCUGAUAACUUUCUGAUUGACAUAAAAGGACCUUCUUUGGCAUUUUUACCAGUACUUGCAUUUGAAGGAGGAACUAGAAGAAAUAUACCAAAAUUUGAGGUCGGUAGUCUUCUUUAUGUGCGGGUAGUUAAAGCUAAUAGCGGCAUGAAUGCGGAGCUUUCUUGCACUGAUGCUAGUGGCAAAGCUGCAGAGUUUGGUCCCCUGAAAGGUGGUUACAUGUUCGAGACGUCAACUGGACUGUCACGGAUGUUGUUAAGCUCACCAACCUGUCCAGUCCUGGAGGCCCUCGGGAAGAAGCUGUCCUUUGAGACAGCUGUUGGAUUGAAUGGUCGUGUUUGGGUAAACGCUUCAUCACCAUCCACGGUCAUUCUUGUAUCAAAUGCAAUCAAGAGUUCUGAGUUCUUGAGUGGUGUGCAGCAAAGAAUUAUGGUGGAGAAACUCCUGCAGAGAGUAGAGCAGUGACGGCGAACUGAUGCGAAUUCUAUUGGGUCUUGCAUGUGGAUUGAUUCACGUGAACAUCUUGUAGGAAGUCAAUUAUUCGGGAUAUUUGUUAGGAUGAACUUAACCUGUCGUGUACUUGGUACCCCGGAAAGAGGAAGUAUGUUUUCUAUGAGCGUUAAUUUAUUGUUAGUUUUUAAUUAAUGAUUUCUGUCGUAAUUUAAACGGUAGAUUUGAGCUAUUGCAGCAAGGCACAGAAGAAACAGUUCAGAAU
Asparagus officinalis (garden asparagus) is the source of this 1031-nucleotide messenger RNA. RefSeq names its product putative exosome complex component rrp40. Gene Ontology annotation, cellular component: nuclear exosome (RNase complex); cytoplasmic exosome (RNase complex). NCBI's taxonomy places the organism in Eukaryota, Viridiplantae, Streptophyta, Magnoliopsida, Asparagales, Asparagaceae. Gene Ontology annotation, molecular function: RNA binding. Gene Ontology annotation, biological process: TRAMP-dependent tRNA surveillance pathway; exonucleolytic trimming to generate mature 3'-end of 5.8S rRNA from tricistronic rRNA transcript (SSU-rRNA, 5.8S rRNA, LSU-rRNA); nuclear polyadenylation-dependent rRNA catabolic process. The record is from RefSeq and is a predicted model, not a curated record. The transcript has 9 exons. The coding region runs from base 53 to 781 and encodes 242 amino acids.